AAAUAAAAGGCCUUGGAAGCAGCAAAGGAGGCCUGGCAAUAGCAACCAUCCCACUAUUUAAUUUCCAAAAUUAGGCAUUUGCUUUUACUUUGAUUGAAACGAAGAAGCAGCAGCAGAAGCACGAGGAGGGUUUUGUUGUUGGGAAUGGAUUUGGAUCAGUGGAUUUCCAAGGUCAAAGAAGGCCAGCAUCUCCUGGAAGACGAGCUCCAGCUUCUCUGCGAAUACGUAAAAGAGAUCCUCAUUGAAGAGUCUAAUGUUCAGCCUGUCAAUAGUCCAGUCACUGUUUGUGGUGAUAUUCAUGGCCAGUUCCAUGAUCUAAUGAAACUUUUCCAGACAGGAGGUCAUGUACCAGAGACUAAUUACAUUUUUAUGGGUGAUUUUGUUGAUCGAGGGUACAAUAGCCUUGAAGUCUUCACAAUCCUUUUGCUUCUGAAAGCCAGAUAUCCGGCUAAUAUUACUCUUUUGCGUGGAAAUCAUGAGAGUAGACAACUUACUCAGGUCUAUGGUUUCUAUGAUGAGUGCCAGAGGAAGUACGGAAAUGCUAAUGCAUGGCGGUACUGCACAGAUGUUUUUGACUACCUAACCCUCUCUGCGAUAAUAGAUGGAACUGUGCUUUGUGUCCAUGGUGGUCUUUCACCUGACGUUCGAACAAUUGAUCAGAUUAGGGUCAUUGAACGAAAUUGUGAAAUUCCUCAUGAGGGGCCAUUCUGUGAUCUUAUGUGGAGUGAUCCUGAAGACAUUGAGACGUGGGCAGUCAGUCCACGUGGAGCAGGUUGGCUUUUUGGAUCAAGGGUCACGUCUGAGUUCAACCACAUAAACAAUCUUGAUCUGGUUUGUCGAGCCCACCAGCUUGUACAAGAAGGUCUAAAGUACAUGUUUCAGGAUAAAGGACUCGUAACCGUCUGGUCUGCACCAAACUACUGUUACCGUUGUGGGAAUGUGGCUUCCAUAUUGAGCUUCAAUGAGAAUAUGGAAAGAGAGGUGAAGUUUUUCACAGAAACAGAGGAGAACAACCAGAUGAGAGGGCCAAGGACAGGAGUCCCAUAUUUCUUAUAAGUGAAAAAAAGGGAGCUAUUUCCUGCAUUGCUUUGUAAAAUUAUUUUAGACGAAAUAGUGAUUGGUUUUUUUCGGUGGGGAAUGAGCCUCAAAAGAACUUUGAUGUUUGUAGGUAGAAGAAGAUACCUUAUUUUUGGGAGGCAGCUGGCUGGAAAUUUACCAUUCGGUGUCCAGCGUAUUUCCUGUAUCGUGCUUGUUAUUUGUUGCUUUAUAAAUUUAUAAAAUAGUUUCCUCUUCCUCUUC
Molecule: messenger RNA, 1299 nt
Organism: Vitis vinifera (wine grape)
Lineage: Eukaryota; Viridiplantae; Streptophyta; Magnoliopsida; Vitales; Vitaceae
Product: phytochrome-associated serine/threonine-protein phosphatase
Exons: 11
Coding region: 145-1056 (303 amino acids)
Biological process (GO): peptidyl-serine dephosphorylation
Cellular component (GO): cytoplasm
Molecular function (GO): protein serine/threonine phosphatase activity
Source: RefSeq, a predicted model, not a curated record